AUGGACGCCGCCUCCGCCGUGCUCCCCAUCCGGCACUCUGGCGUCCCAGCGCUCAACGGCCUCGGUCUCGGUGGACCAGGCCUCGUCAACGUCCCCUACGAAGGCGGCUAUGAUGCAGUGUACGACGCCCCUCCCCCGCCCAUAACGAUCAACGGCCCCGGCUCACCACGGAGUUCCAGCUCUGGACCCAGCUCGCCCAGCAGCAGCAGGCGGCAGCAGCAGCGGUACAGUAUGCCGCCAGCGCUGCACGUCACGCCCGACUAUGUCGCGCCCAGCUCACGCGAGCCGUCGCCGCUCGCCGCGCUGCCGCCGACGUUUGCGGACAGUCCACAGGUGGAUGGGCCCAUCCCCGGCGCCGAGGCUGCGGUGCCCGGCGGUGCCAGUAGCAGCAGCAGCGGCGUCAGCAUCGGGUCGGCGAGCCCGCGCCCGACAGGCCCACAACAGCCUGCGACCGCCGCCAAGCCAUGGAUCCACGACUCGUCGCGACUCUACUUUCUCCCUCCGUACCUCACCUCCCCCACGCCGACGUCUCUGCAGCUCGUCACCGACUCGCUCGAGGUCGCCAAGGACUACCGCGAGUUUAUAGACACGAUCGGCCGCCUCGAGGCCGAGUAUGGACGCGGGCUGGCGGCUGCGGCGCGCAGGCUCGAGCAGCGGCUCGACGUGGUCCUCCAGCCUCCCCCCGGCGGGCGAAAGCCGCCCGAGCCCAGCGUCGUCAAGGGCAUGCGCCAGCACCUGGGCCACGUCUCGACUGUCGCUCGCUUACACGCCAAGCGCCCUGAAGCGCUCCAAGACCAGCUCGUCAAGCCGCUCGGCACGCUGGAGCGGCGCGGCGGCGAGGUCGCGCGCCGGAUGGGUCUGUGGGCCAAAGACGUGCGCGGGCGGUGGGACACGGGCCGCGAGCGCGUCGACCAGGCCCGCGGCAAGUACCAUACGGCGGUGAGGGAGCAUGACGGCGCGCUGGCGCGGUUCCGGGCAUGCCCAGCUCCGGUGCAGGGAGGCAAGGCCGACUCGGAGUGGGUGCGUCUCGAAAAGGCCGCGACAGAGGCCGAGGUCGUUCGCGCCGACCGCAAGCACGCGUACCUCGUCGCCCUGGCCGGCGAGGGCAACACCGGCGGUGGCGGGCGCGACCUGAGCGAAGGUGGUGGCGACAAGGGCUGGGGCGAGGAGGCGCGCGCGCUCUAUGGCCAUGUGCAGAGCACCAUGCUCGAGCUUGUCAAGCACCAGGCCAACGAGGACAAGAGCCACGCCGACCUCGUGCUGAAUGUGUACAAGCGCGCACAGCGGAGCUACGACAAUGUCGACCUUGGCGCAGACGAGAACGCAUUCCUGGACUGGAACACGACCCACCCGGGUUCCGGGUCCUUGGCACCCUCUACGGCCGGCGGCGACGAGCCUGUGUCCCCCAUGAGCCCACUCGCGCCGACGGCGACCAUCGAGGAUUCGGCGUCCGCCACGUCCCAGCAGUCUGGCGGCGGCGGAGGCCUGCUCGCGUCCAUCCGCCACACGACGCAUGCGUCCUCUGCCGCCGGCACCAGCCACCCAAGUCUCACAUGCUUUACAUUUGUGCCCCCGCCAUCAGCAAGGGACGAGGCGCCGAUACUCAGCACCGACAAGCGCGACGACCGCAACUGGCUCACGAACCGCUGGCUCCAAAGCGCCCAGGCUCUGGCCGAUGCCGAGGGCGCCGAUGGAAGCGGCGGCAUGCUGGAGAUAAAACAGUUUGAAGCCAUCUGCAAGCUCUGCGACACGUACUCUGCCAACCGCGGCCUGGGCAACCCGGAAGAAGUCUGGGAACGUCGCAUUGCCCUCCUCCGCGAAAUGGGCGAGGACGAGCGUCGCGUCGCCGUGGCCAAAGCGGAGAUGGCGUGCAUCGAGAAUGUUCUUGGUCAAUGCACCGGCCUCAAGACGACGGCCAAGCGCCGCGGCCACCAAACUGGCAAGAUCCGCCGGUCCAUCACCAACGGCAACUUUUUGCGGCGCAAGUCUUUCCUCGACGCGCCGCACGGCGCCGCGCAAGAGUUCAAGCCUGCGGCCAUCGGGCGCCUCGAGCCACUCCGUGACGACGAGCUGCAGGUCUCACCGUUCGUGUCGGGCUCGGACCUCGACCGCCCCGCCAUCGUCGCGGCGCUGGACGAAGAGGCAGCCGACGGUCCGGCCGAGUUCCUCUUCGCGCGCGCCCAGCACCCGUACACGGCCGACGGUCCCACCGAGCUCUCCCUUGGCCGCGGCGACGUGCUCCGUAUCAUCGAGCCGGACCUGGACGGCAGCGGGUGGAUCAAGGUCCGCCGCGGGCUGACGGACGGCGACACGGGCCUGGUCCCCGAGUCGUUCCUCGGCGUCGUCGGCGCAUCGACCCCGCCCCUCGAUGGCGGCGCCGGAAAGUUUGCCGUUGCGCUCUUUGACUUUCCCCCGCCGUCACAUACCCUCGGCCGCGGCGAGAUCCAGAUCCGCCAGCACGCGCUGUACGAGCUCAGCGACGAGGGCAUGGCGUUUGACGAGCUGUGGUGCGAGCUCGUCGUGCCGGACGGGUCGGGCGAGCGGAGGGUGCGCGGUGUCGUGCCCAAGACAUAUGUCAAGCCCGUGGAGAUGUGA
This is a messenger RNA of Apiotrichum porosum, 2595 nucleotides long. RefSeq lists its product as uncharacterized. The coding region runs from base 1 to 2595 and encodes 864 amino acids. Gene Ontology annotation, molecular function: protein binding. The transcript has 3 exons. The record is from RefSeq and is a predicted model, not a curated record. Lineage: Eukaryota; Fungi; Basidiomycota; Tremellomycetes; Trichosporonales; Trichosporonaceae.